Trichomonas vaginalis G3 is the source of this 588-nucleotide messenger RNA. RefSeq lists its product as uncharacterized. Lineage: Eukaryota; Parabasalia; Trichomonadida; Trichomonadidae. The record is from RefSeq and is a predicted model, not a curated record. The transcript has a single exon. The coding region runs from base 1 to 588 and encodes 195 amino acids.
AUGUAUGAAAAUCUAGUGGAAAGAUAUCCUAUCUUCUGGAAUUCAAUGAACAAACAUUUGUUCAACAGUGAAACAGAGGAAGAAGAUACAUCUAUUAAUAUUUCAGAGUUGUCUAAACAUUUUUAUAUUGAAUCUUUUAUCAAUAGUCUACAAAUCGAAGUAGCACCAAUAGAAGAAGAGGAAUCAUUUCAUUUUUUACAUUAUCCUACAGAAGAACAGUACAUACAACCAUGCGGUUUUUCAUUUGAUGAAGAGCCAACAGAUAUAUUAGAAUUUACCAAUCAGAUUUAUGUAAUGCAGUCUGUACCUCAAAGAUUUGCUAGAAAUGACGAUCCUGGAUUUGAAUUCCCAUUUUUUGCUUAUGGAGAAAAAACAAUGGCUAAAAAUACAGCCAAACCAGCUAAUGCCAAUAACACUAACGCAAAAGCACCCAACUCAUAUCAUAAGAACCCAUCUGGGCAGGCCGACAACAGAAAUCAACAAAAUACUAGUAAUUAUAAAGGUAAAAACCCUAAUAAAUUCAAUAAAAGCAACAACCGUAACAAUAACAACAACAAUAACAACAAAAAUUUCAAGAAAAAUAACUAA